AGGUCUUCUGCCACCAUGCGGCUCUGGGUCCUGCUUCCCAUGGUCCUAACUGUAGGGGGGAUUAUCGGCUUCUGGGCUGUAUUCGCCAUGGCAGUUGCAAAUGGCUCCGUAAAUGUCACAGAAGCAUUUCCAUAUAUCAGCACCUGUGGCGCCUACCCACCCCAGAGCUGCCUGUUUGGUCAAGUUCUCAAUCUCGGAGCUUUUUUAGGUGUGGUGAUUUGCUAUCUGAGAUACCAACAGGUGCGAGAUUACGGCUGUCAUUCCCACUUAAAUCUAGCUGGGCUUAUUCUGGGCAUUUUUUUUGCCAUUGGUGCAUCUCUCGUGGGCAACUUCCAGCAAUAUAACCAGCUGGAAACCCACCUGGUGGGAGCUUUCUUGGCCUUUGUGAUAGGCAUUGUUUAUUUCUGGGUCCAAGCGUUUCUGACCAACCGAGUGAAUCCAAGACACGGAGGGCCAUGGAUGGCACCUCUCCGCUUCUCCCUCAGCUUCUGCAGCGCUGCCUUCUUCAUUGGCACAAUUGUGCUUUUUACACUGGGGCUGACGUCUGAGGCAGCCUACUGCGAAUGGGCCCUGGCCAUGAACCUGUUUGUGCUCUUCGGACUCUUCGCAGUGGAUUUCUGGCACGUGGGGGCCUGCUCCAUCCAUGUGCACCACCGACUGGCAGAUCGGGACACUCAAGACAUCCAAGCAUCAACACAGACUCUGCCGCUCUGA
Messenger RNA from Varanus komodoensis (Komodo dragon), 714 nucleotides. It is a transcript of the gene TMEM150B, whose product is annotated as transmembrane protein 150B. The transcript is spliced from 6 exons. The record is from RefSeq and is a predicted model, not a curated record. Bases 16 to 714 code for a protein of 232 amino acids. Lineage: Eukaryota; Metazoa; Chordata; Lepidosauria; Squamata; Varanidae.